AUAAGUGUAACAGUAUUAUCGGAGUGCGGAUACGGUGAUACUCAUUGUUAAAACGCCGACGAAACCUGAAGUUAUAGAGUUCACGGGUGAAAAUAAUUAUUAAUUCGGGCUGAAUCAUCGGAAUAUUGGUUUCAUGCCGUUGAGUAGAACUAACAUACAGUGAGUUGAAUGAAAAAUGGUGAUAGUGGAGAAUAGCGUGAUUAUAAACGAGGAUAGCAAGUCCUUUUCCAAAGCAUGCGAAGUUUUGACGAUGCCCGUAUCGAAUGGCGAUGCUGAAUUUGGCGAGAAAAAAAUCGAUGACAACUUGUCGAAAGUCGUUGAAAGUUUAAUGGAAGUCAAACUCUUCAAGAGACGCUGGCUACAGCUCGUGCUGUUCUUAAUUCUCGCCAUAAGCUGUGGGAUGCACUUUGGCCAGUUUAUGAUCAUCGGCAAUAUAACGCGCAGGUUCUACAACGUUUCUUCACUGGCGGUGGAAUGGACCGUUACAAUUUUCAUGAUAGCAUACGUGAUUCUGCUGAUACCGGUCUCUUAUUUGACGAAUCGCAUCGGUUUGAGACGAACCAUUCUGAUAACCACGACGGGCGUAUCCCUCGGCUGUUGGAUUAAGGUUUUCGCAGCAUCUCCGGACCGAUUUGACUUAGCAAUUUUCGCGCAACUCUUGUUUGGCGUGUUCCAAGUCUUCGUCCUCAGCGUUCCUGGCCGAUUAGCUUCUUAUUGGUUUGGGCCAAAAGAAGUCGCCCUGGCCACAGCCGUCGGUUUCUACGGACCUCAGGCGGGCAUGAUUGUUUGUUCCCUGACUGUUCCCACGGUCGUUGAAGAUCAUGAAAAUAUCGAAGACAUCGGAAGGGAUUUCUCGUUCAUUUUUUGGCCACAGGCAAUCGGGUCCAGCAUUCUCACCUUCAUAUUAUUUUUUUUUUUUCUCGACGAACCGCGCUUACCACCGAGUGGUGCAAGGGCGUUACAAAAAGUCAACCACGAAUCAGCGGUUUUGGGCUUUCUGCCAACGUGUAAAAGGGUCCUGAACAACAGGAGUUUUCUCAUGCUGUGGAACAGCUUUGGCUUAAUUAUGGGUGUGGCAUUGGCAUUGGGCGUCCUAUUGAAUCCGCUUUACACUGCUCAUUUCAAGAACGAUACUAGGAGUGUUGGAUAUCUGUCAAUUUGGCUGAGUGUGAUUGGGGCGAUUGGAUCAAUAGCCUGUGGUACGAUUCUCGACAAAACGAAGGCGUUCAGAAAGCUCUCGAUCGUCGUCUGUUGCUUGUCAGUCCCUGCAACGUUGUUGUAUGGGUCAAGCUAUAUGCUGGAAUUGAGAUGGAUGGUAUUUGCGACUCUCCUACUAUGCGGAGCUCCCGUGAUCGGAUAUGGAACAAUUGGAACGGAAUUAUGCGUGGAAAUAACUUAUCCUGAGCCAGAAUCAAUCACCACCGGAAUUUUAAACAUGUCACCUCAGAUCUAUGGUUUUUUUUUGGUAUUCCUCACCGGCAGGAUGUUGGAAAACUACGGCGAUAUAGCGGCAAUCGGGUGUAUUUGCGCAUCUCUCGUUCUGGGAACUAUAUUAGUAAUUUUGAAUAAAAGCGAACUCCGACGCGAGAAAGCUAGGCAACUCACCAGCCGAUACAUCGCUGUUCCCGUCAAAGAAUUGACAGAGUUGAAAUCUCACGAUUCGAGAGCCGCUUCGUGAUAUUCUUACAGUAUUUUUGAAGGGACUCAAAUGAAAUAUUUAAAAAAUAUCGAAAUAUUGCUUUUUGGAGCUUAAACUGUGUGUUUAUGUUGUGCACGCAGUCUAACAUCCUCAAUAUUCUUUUCAACGAUUUAUCGUUCCAGUGCCUCUUGUUUCAGAAAAAUUGAACAAGACUGGGACUACUUGCUUGUUAAAUGCAUGUGGAUUGAUUUUAACGGUUAAAAUGAUGCCUGAAAUACGAACAUGAGAGCCUCUUGUACAUACCUUGAUCAUUGCGUACUUUGAAACACGUCAGCUGUUCAGGGGCAUAGUAACAUUUAUGGGAAGAAAAAGUUAGCUGUCAUCAACAGUGGAGUACAAUGAAUGUUAAACCUAAGUUUCGUUAAUUUAUUAUGUACGACCAACGGUCAUCGUGAUGUUAAGAUUUCAGCAUCCCGAUGUAUGUGUUUCAGGUUUUUCCUCCUGAUUUUCGAAGCGCAAAUAAACGGCAUCUUUGGAAAUCCAUCGAUGGCAUCUGAUAUGUAUACAUACAGUGAAUGUUUUGCAAAAUAUGUGAAAGAUACACGUGUAACGUCUGAAUAUGCAAACUUCAGUUCAGAUAAGUUGUUCCCUCUUGCAAUCAAGACGCAUUAACAUCGUGUAACUUGGCACAAUGUUUCCGUACACACGGAGCUAUUUUUCACAUUUUUUAAGCGAAAACUCGUUCAGGCGCACUGCGCAUACUUUUUCCUUGGUAGUGAAUGAGACUGAUUGUGAGCACUUAUGCUCAGCUAUCUGCCUGGGUGACGCGCAUUUGCGUAAACGCGGUUCGAGUCUAUUUCGGCCAAGGUUCAGUAAAACACGCUGUACAUCUUGCUAAUAAUUUAAUUUUAAUAAAAGUAAUUAUCGCCAAUAAAUUAUUGAUAU
Neodiprion fabricii is the source of this 2584-nucleotide messenger RNA. RefSeq lists its product as uncharacterized. The transcript is spliced from 6 exons. Gene Ontology annotation, molecular function: heme transmembrane transporter activity; heme binding. Bases 176 to 1678 code for a protein of 500 amino acids. NCBI's taxonomy places the organism in Eukaryota, Metazoa, Arthropoda, Insecta, Hymenoptera, Diprionidae. Gene Ontology annotation, cellular component: membrane. Gene Ontology annotation, biological process: heme export; transmembrane transport. The record is from RefSeq and is a predicted model, not a curated record.